Drosophila grimshawi is the source of this 1877-nucleotide messenger RNA. It is a transcript of the gene Cyp12b2, whose product is annotated as cytochrome P450 12b1, mitochondrial. The transcript has 6 exons. NCBI's taxonomy places the organism in Eukaryota, Metazoa, Arthropoda, Insecta, Diptera, Drosophilidae. Gene Ontology annotation, molecular function: heme binding; iron ion binding; monooxygenase activity. The coding region runs from base 119 to 1735 and encodes 538 amino acids. The record is from RefSeq and is a predicted model, not a curated record.
AGUCACAGUUCGCAGUCCGUUGGGUUCGGUUGCUCCAUGCGCAAAUGUCUAAAAUAUUUUUACAUUAUUCUAAAACGUGUAAUAUAGAUUAAUUGACAUCACACACAAGCUGUUAACGAUGUGGAAAUCUUUUGAGCUUUACAAGCACUGUGCUUUCAAGCAAAAACUGCUGGCGCCUGGGCGUCUAUUUUCUCUGGGAAGGGAGCUUAAGCAGCAGGCUUUCUUGGAAUUAUUGGACACAAAGCCGACGCGCUCGGACGACGACUGGCUGCAGGCUAAACCCUACGCAGAAAUUCCAGGACCUGGAACUUGGCGGCUUUUAUCCUACUUUCUGCCAGGCGGGAAAUUGCACAACACAAAUCUUAUUGAUAUGAAUCGUCGCAUGCGUGAGUGGUAUGGCGAUAUAUACAGAGUACCGGGCCUGGGCAAACCUGAUAUGAUCUUUACCUAUAAUCCAAAUGAUUUUGCGGUCACCUAUAGAAACGACGGCGUUUGGCCCUUACGCACAGGCCUCGAGAGCUUCACUUAUUAUCGUAUUGUUCAUCGCCCCGACGUAUUUGGUGGCGUUGGCGGCCUCGUCUCGGAACAAGGCAAAUCCUGGGGGGACAUACGCAACAAAGUCAAUCCGGUGCUGAUGAAAGUGCAGAAUGUCAAACAGAAUCUGCCACAAAUCGAUGAGAUUUCCAAAGACUUUGUUGACAGAUUGGAAAGUCUGCGUGAUCCGCAUACGCAUACUAUCAAAUGCAAUUUUCAAGACCAGAUCAAGAUGUGGGCCUUUGAAUCCAUUAGCUAUGUGGCACUUAAUACGCGCAUGGGCAUGUUCACCGACCACCCAGAUCCAAAUGCAAUUCGCCUUGCCAAGUAUAUGAUUGAUUUCUUCAACGACAGCUUCAAGUACGACGUGCGGCCCUCGAUUUGGCAAUAUUAUCAGAUGCCUGGCUUUAAGCGGUUUCUGCAGAACUACGAUAAUAUAACAGAGAUUACAAUCAACUAUAUUGAGGCGGCCAUGGAUCGUUUUGAGCGGGAUGGGCACAGUGACAAUACAUGCGUGCUGCAGCAGUUGUUGGCUUUGAAUAAACGGGUGGCUGUCGCUAUGGCCAUGGAUAUGUUAAUGGCUGGCAUGGAUACGACUUCGUCGGCUUUAGUGACCAUACUCUAUAAUAUCGCAUCCAACCCCGUGAAGCAAGGGCAGCUGCGUCGCGAACUGUUCCACAUUCUACCUAAAGCGAAUGAUUCUCUAACCGAAGAGAAUACGAAAAAUAUGCCCUAUCUACGUGCCUGUAUCAAGGAGGCUUUGAGGAUUACGCCUAUAACGCCGGGAAACUUUCGCGUUACCAGCAAGGAUCUGGUGCUAUCCGGUUAUCGCGUGCCACGCGGCACUGGUGUGCUGAUGGGUGUCAUGGAGCUCUCGAAUAGCGAGGAGUAUUUCGCAAAGAGUGCAGAAUUUCUCCCGGAACGUUGGCUCAAGCAAGACUUGGAUUCAGAUAUAGCUGCGUGCCCGGAGGCGCGCUCUCGUAAUCCGUUUGUGUAUCUGCCCUUUGGCUUUGGUCCACGCACCUGCAUUGGCAAACGUAUUGCCGCAAUGGAGCUGGAGACGCUUUUAGUGCGUCUGCUGCGAAACUACAGGAUCAGCUGGCUGGGCAAGAAGCCAUUGCAGUACGAGAGCAGCAUUAUCCUCUCACCGCAUGGCGACAUUCGCUUCAAAUUUGAGCCAGUUGUCGAGAAUUCGUCAUAAUUAUUGAUACAGCUCGGUCGGAUCUAAUAUUCAAUUGAUUACAAAAAUGGGGAUUUCAACUAUGAUUAAAUCAAUUCUCCAUUAAAUGGCGAGCAAAAAAUAUUGUAUAUAUAAUAAACCAGCAGCAUGCAAAGCAGAUAAA